Messenger RNA from Sitophilus oryzae (rice weevil), 459 nucleotides. RefSeq lists its product as uncharacterized. The transcript has a single exon. NCBI's taxonomy places the organism in Eukaryota, Metazoa, Arthropoda, Insecta, Coleoptera, Curculionidae. Bases 1 to 459 code for a protein of 152 amino acids. The record is from RefSeq and is a predicted model, not a curated record.
AUGAUAAAUUAUUUAAUCAGAGUAAUACAAACUAAGUUAGUCGGUAGAGCUCAACUAUUAGUAGGUUGCCGAUCAGAACUAGAUACUUGGCAAAAAAUCAAAGAUGCAUUGCAAGCCUGUUUUGGCGACAAUAGAAGCUUAGAAUGUUUAGAACAAGAUCUUUUUAUGGCUAAGCCAAGUAAAGGAGAAACAUCUUUGGAUUUUGCUAAGAGAUUGCAAAUAUUACGUAGUCAAUUAGCUCAAAAAUUAAAUAGUCUUCCUGAAACUGAAAUGCCGAUUUCGACCAAAACAAUUUAUCAAAAACAAUACGAACAAAUAGCCCAAAGAACUUUUAUUCGUAACCUCCCUGGACCUUUACAAAGCAUAACACGACUAAGAAGUCCCGAAAAUCUCGAAAGUGCUCUCACAAUCAUAACCGAAGAAGAAAAUUUUCAAUACACUCAAAAUUUAUUUAAAUAA